This is a messenger RNA of Aethina tumida (small hive beetle), 2737 nucleotides long. RefSeq names its product pyrokinin-1 receptor (gene PKr-B). NCBI's taxonomy places the organism in Eukaryota, Metazoa, Arthropoda, Insecta, Coleoptera, Nitidulidae. The transcript is spliced from 4 exons. Gene Ontology annotation, biological process: neuropeptide signaling pathway. Gene Ontology annotation, cellular component: plasma membrane. The record is from RefSeq and is a predicted model, not a curated record. Gene Ontology annotation, molecular function: neuromedin U receptor activity. The coding region runs from base 115 to 1845 and encodes 576 amino acids.
GGAGAAAUAUCAAAAACUAAGACUUUAUUCUUUCAAUACGACUUGAAGACGCCAGUGGGCUGUAAAAAUGUAACCGUCUCCAACCACCCAACCAUGGAAAACCGACAAUAAACCAUGAAAAAUAUUUACCCCGAUCACAUUCGGCAAAAUCACGAGGUCACCAAUGCAAUCUACCAGUUCGACAUCAACGAAACCGCGUUGAACAUCUCGUUCCACUACGCGACGAACGGGAAUGUCGCGUACAACGAAUCGGACUGGGGUCCGAAACGCGACCCUCUGUACAUAGUCAUACCCAUCAGCUUAAUCUACGUGUUGACAUUCGUGAGUGGCGUACUGGGAAACAUCAGCACAUGCAUUGUCAUAGCCAGGAACAAGUCCAUGCACACUGCCACGAACUACUACUUGUUCAGCUUGGCCAUUUCGGAUUUACUGCUGUUAAUUUCGGGACUGCCGCCCGAAAUUUACGCCAUCUGGUCCAAGUACCCGUACAUAUUCGGCGAGGCGUUCUGCGUCCUGCAAGGCUUCGCGGCCGAAACGUCCGCGAACGCCACGGUCCUGACUAUAACGGCCUUCACGAUGGAACGUUACGUGGCCAUAUGCCAUCCGUUCCUGUCGCACACGUUGUCGAAGCUGAAUCGUGCCAUCAAAUUCAUAAUCGCCAUUUGGAUAUUGGCAAUGUGUCUGGCCGUGCCGCUGGCUAUGGCUUUCGGUGUCGUUUGUGCACAAUUGGCAGACGGGAAUUUCAGUGAUGAACAGUGCAUUUGCACGGUGAAACGGGUUGUGAUGCCGCAUGCCUUCGAAAUAUCCACGUUCGUUUUUUUCAUCGCACCAAUGUCGCUCAUCACGGUGCUCUACAUUCUGAUCGGCCUGCAGUUACAUCGAUCAACGGUAGGACCCUCCAGAGGGAACAGUGUUAAAUUGAAACAUCGUGUUUAUAAGCCGGUAACGAGUUGUUCGAAUCCGAUGGCGCAGGCUGCUGUCGCGUUGAACGGCGAUGGGGAAAAGUUACAGAGCAAGGUGCAAGAAGAGGAGGGAAGGAAGAACUUUGCGAAAAACGCACAGGCCACAAAACACGUCGUUAAAAUGUUGAUCGCCGUGGUGGUGGCCUUUUUCAUUUGCUGGGCGCCGUUCCAUGCUCAGCGAUUACUGGCGAUCUAUGGUCAGCACACCUCUGCCCAAAUGAUACGGGCAUUCCAAAUUCUGACCUACAUCAGUGGCGUGUUCUAUUAUUUAUCCACGACCGUCAAUCCUUUGCUCUAUCACAUCAUGUCGCACAAGUUUAGGGAAGCUUUUAAGAAUACGUAUAAGAACUGCGGCAGAAAAGGACACCGCUUUCCUGGAGGUAGGUGUUACUCGACUUUAUCAACUCGGUCUUCGCAAGUUAACAGUCAUAGCAUCACAGAUUCUUACAGCCACCAGAGCACGCUACGGUACCUCGAUGCUGAAAUGGCACGUUUGCACGACUCUCGACGGCCACUGGUUGUUUCCUUCAGAAGGAAGAAGCUUGAAGUUCCGACGAGGCGUUCAAAGCAGGUUAUAAUGGAUGAGAACCUGCAGGACGCCUUGGAAACUCUAAGCAACGAAACCAGUCAGGUAUACUUACACAAGAUGCGCGAGAACAGCCAUUACAACAAAAUUCCUGUGCUCGAUGUCCUGGAUUCCAAAAAUUAUCACAAAGAAUGCAGUUUUAUUGAAAUCCACAGUCUACAACCGACUCAUAUAUGCCCGUUGAGUUCCUCGGACAUAUCGAGUUUGGGCAGCCAUUCCAAGUCUGAUGAUGUUAAAAUACUUCAGGAACUGCAGUUGAACGUCGAUUUGGAGAACUGCAGGGGCAAUAGGAUUUGAAUCGAUGCAAUCUUCCUGCAUUUGCAUUACUUAGCAUUGUGCAAAUUCAAUUCUAUAACAGUGGAAGAUGAUGAGGGUUAGAUAUAGUCGUGAGAAAACUUGAUUGUAACAAAAUUUGCCAUUAAAAAGCUUUUGUGUAGUAAAAAGCAGCGUUUGAAAUUUAAUGUUCACGAUUAGCCCAAUUUGAGUCAAAUAUUCUUCCAUUUAGGCUAAUUGGCAUUAUUUCUUGACCUUUAUUAACACGUAAAAGUAUCCAUUGAAUUGUGUUUUACGUUAAAGCAUAAUUUUAGCAAUUUUUGUCAUUAUUUCUAAUAUCCGCCAUGUUCUUUAUGGCCAACAUAGGUUUAGUAUAAUUUGAUAUUCAUUCAGUUGUGCUUUCUAGACCCUUUUAUGGUAGUUUUAUAGUUUUUUUAUGGCAACGGUAAGAUUGCCAAAUGGACAACGCAUAAGUAAUUUACAUGACAAAGCCAAAAUAAAUGAGAAAUAAUUGCGACUAUAUUUUAUAUUCAACCCUAAAUAAGCUAAAAGACUAAAAUGUACUAAGUGUGUUAAUGUGUUAUUCUAUACAAUAUAGUUUAACUACCGGGUGUUUAUUACAAGCCAUAAACUGUGUCAAUUUAAAUAGCUUAUUGAACAUAUAUUUAAAAUGUUCCAAAAGUAUAUAAUCAUGAAAUUUUAUAUGUAAAUUCUAACAAAAUUGUCCGUUUAAUUAAGAAUGACUAAAUAAAAUUUACGAAUGUAUUCAUUAACUUACUGGACUAUAUUUUUUAUAAAAUGUUUGUUACCCUCAAAGAUAAGCAUAUACAUUUUUAUGAUUAUAAUUUGUUCUUGUGUAUGUACCUGACUGCAGUUUUUGUUGUAAAUUGUUGAUAAAUAAAUGUUACCAAUCUCC